Messenger RNA from Gastrolobium bilobum, 729 nucleotides. Its product is annotated as glycine cleavage system H protein 2, mitochondrial-like. Gene Ontology annotation, cellular component: mitochondrion; glycine cleavage complex; cytoplasm. Lineage: Eukaryota; Viridiplantae; Streptophyta; Magnoliopsida; Fabales; Fabaceae. Gene Ontology annotation, biological process: protein lipoylation; glycine decarboxylation via glycine cleavage system. The record is from RefSeq and is a predicted model, not a curated record. The transcript has 3 exons. The coding region runs from base 42 to 509 and encodes 155 amino acids.
GUAUAAAAUCACUACUCAGAAAAAACCAGAGAGAGAGAGAGAUGGCUUGCAGGCAGUUGUGGGCUUCAAGAGCUGCAUCGUACUUGAGAAUCUCUGUCUUUCACAGAAGCUUUUCUAAUGUUUUGAAAGAUCUGAAGUAUGCUGAUUCUCAUGAGUGGGUGAAAGUUGAUGGAAAUUCUGCAACUGUUGGCAUAACUGAUCAUGCCCAAGAUCAUUUGGGUGAUGUUGUGUACGUUGAAUUGCCAGAAGUGGGAGUGGCAUUAACACAAGGAGAUAGUUUUGGUGCAGUUGAAAGUGUGAAGGCAACUAGUGAUAUUUAUUCUCCUGUUUCAGGAAAAGUGGUUGAAAUCAAUGAAGAGCUUAGCAGCUCUCCUGCUUUGGUCAACUCAAGUCCUUUUGAAGAUGGAUGGAUAAUUAAAGUUGAAAUGAGUGACAGUGGGGAACUAAACAAAUUGAUGGAUUCAGAAAAGUACUCCAAAUUCUGUGAAGAAGAAGAUUCCAAGCAUUGAUGGACUUGCCAAGAUCUUUCAGCACUCUCCAUGGUGUAGAUUAUGUUUAGUUUGGGGAAGCUAAGAAUCGCUUGUUUUCUUUUCUCCUUUUGUCUAUGUACUAUUGUGUCUUGACUGGUCUCUUUAUAUUUUUCAUGAGCUUCUGAUUCAGUGGGAUGGUGGUUUUCACUCUUUGCAAUGGAAAUAUGAAAUUAAUAACGUGGGGAAUUUGAUAAUAAAA